Molecule: messenger RNA, 894 nt
Organism: Abrus precatorius (Indian licorice)
Lineage: Eukaryota; Viridiplantae; Streptophyta; Magnoliopsida; Fabales; Fabaceae
Product: probable prefoldin subunit 3
Exons: 6
Coding region: 4-582 (192 amino acids)
Biological process (GO): microtubule-based process; protein folding; tubulin complex assembly
Cellular component (GO): prefoldin complex; cytoplasm
Molecular function (GO): tubulin binding
Source: RefSeq, a predicted model, not a curated record
ACAAUGGCUUCUUCGUCUUCUUCAACGUCAGGUUCAGGGGUGGCGGAGCGAAGAGGAAUACCAGGGGCUCAGUUUGUAGAAGAUGUCCACACUUACCUCACGCAAUCAGGCCUCGAUGUUGGUUCCGCCCUCGCUUUUCUCCAAGAAAGACUUCAGCAGUACAAGGUGGUUGAAAUGAAGCUUCUUGCUCAGCAGAGGGAUCUUCAGGCAAAGAUACCAGAUAUUGAGAAGUGCUUAGAUGUUGUUGGUACAUUGAAAGCUAAGAAGGGUACUGGUGAGGAACUUAUUGCUGAUUUUGAAGUAUCAGAAGGCAUAUAUUCACGGGCAUGCAUAGAAGAAACUGAUUCUGUAUGUUUAUGGCUGGGAGCAAAUGUCAUGUUGGAAUAUUCAUUAGAAGAGGCCACCAGUCUUCUACAGAAGAACCUUGAUAAUGCUAGAGCCAGUUUAGAAGUUCUUGUUGCUGAUCUACAGUUCUUGAGGGACCAGGUGACAAUUACUCAGGUUACAAUUGCUCGUGUGUAUAAUUGGGAUGUUCAUCAACGGAGAAUUCAACAAGCAGCUGCUACAACUGCUCAAGACUAGUAAAAAGGAGAAUUUAUUCACACCUAGAUCUAAAAUUGGACACUUGUACCUUCUGUUUAGAGUAUGAUUCUGAUCUGUUGCCUGUUUCUAAUUUAGAUAAAUUAUGGGUUGCUUCCUGUCUCUAGUUCCGGUUUCACCACAGUACAUACUAGAGAGGAACCUUUUUUUUUAUAUAUUUAUGCUGGUAAAUGUCUUGGUCUCCUGUAAAAUGCCCACAUAUUAGGUUGAUGGGAAGUUUUGUUUGGUGUGGUCAGAUGGAUAUAUUUUACUCUGCAAUUCGGUUUUACUUGUUUAAUUUUAUAUUGAUGAUGC